GAUAUGGCACAUUAUAUCAUAUGGUCAAUUUGAUGAUUCAUGAUGAUAAAUUUUUGAUGAUAAUUACAUGAUGGCACAUUUAAUCAAUUUGCUUGUGAGGAUGAUUACAUGAUACUCAUAUAAUCCAUAUAUACUUGUUCUUGAUGAUGAUUACAUGACAUCUAUGUAAUUGAUGUACUUGAUGAUGAUAACAUGAUGCGUAAUUGAUGUCACACAUAGUCAUGAUGAUUUUACUUGAUGAUGACUUCAUGCUGUAUGAUUCUAAGUCGCAAGGACGAGCCUUGAACUAUGAGAUUCGCCCAUUUGGUACGACGAACUCACGCAGAAAUAGGGGUGGUACUCGAAAAUCUAAGUACCAUGUACGUACACUAAGCCCGGUCCGUGAUGUCGGACUGCUAAGUCCCGCACAAUCACAACUACAAGAGACGCACUUCAGCCUGAUCUCUUGCGCAUGCACAUGAUGUGAUAUGUUUCAAUAUGAAUGAUGAAAUGAAUCACAUGAUAUGAACAAUUUGUAAACAACAUGAUUGGAUAAAUAUACUUUAUUUUAUUUGGAUGUAAUCUGAUAAAAAUAUCAUUUAAUUAAGCUACGGGGCUCGGAACGGUCGACCGUUUGGCGUGACGGUCGACCGCGAAAUUCAUCGCGUCGAGUUUGGAGAAUCACCGUGACGGUUGACCGCGGUUGACCGGCGGUCGACCGUUGUUGACUGGAGGAAAAACGGCGGUCUUGACUGGGCAGGCGGCGGUACAGUGGCGACUCCGGGAAGGAGUCAACGGAUCAAGAAGAGGAAGAAGCCGCCAAUUUCUGUCUCAUGGCACAUGAAGACCACGUCAACGAGGUACAAGAGAGAAUGCGCAAGACGAGCUCCUCUGCUAAAGCUGUGAUGCGGGCCACAGAAGGAGCUGGAUUGCUCGAAACGAGUGAUCCUCUCGUUGAGCUGGCGAACGUCAUCUCGAAUGCAUGUGAGAAUGUCAAAGAUCCUCUUCACCCAAGAAGGUUUUGGUGCUUCUUCUCUCGGACGAGUCCUGCGUUGACGAGUGACGUGUUCCGUGGUUCAUCUUCCGCCGGCAUGAGACGACUCAGCUUUGUUCUCGCUCUCCUCUUCGUCGGGAACAACCAAUUCCAGAUUUUGCUCGUCGGUUGUCUCUUUGCGGAAGACAAUCCGGGUGAACUUGGUGUCCUUGAUGAAGCAAGUCUUCUUCACCGGCACCCGGGUGUCCCGAGUAAGGUCCACUUUGCAAUGAGCAAAGAUAUGCAUGAUAGAGAUGGCAAAACAAAGACGUGAAAAACGAGUACCAUCACCAAGUGCAACGAGAAAGAAGUGAACCCAAUCAAAUUUGACAUUGUUCAAUAGGUCGUGAAACAAUCGAAUGUCGUCCUUGUUGACAACGCCAUAGUUCGAUUCACGGGGCAACAAAACGUAAGAGAAGAUGUAUUGUUGGACGUGUUGGAUCAAAGUGAGGUUAAUGACACUCGGGUUGCUAGAAUUUCU
Messenger RNA from Cuscuta campestris, 1493 nucleotides. NCBI's taxonomy places the organism in Eukaryota, Viridiplantae, Streptophyta, Magnoliopsida, Solanales, Convolvulaceae. The record is from the annotation of a GenBank genome assembly.